AUGGAGGAUUUCAAGCGCGCUGAGCGCGGCAGCAUAGCUCAGGCCAGCCUUGUUGACGACAACGAGAGCACCUUUGCGGACAUGUUCUUCAGCACCGCUCCUGGGGAAAGGGUUUCCACCCAGCGAACAAGUCAAGUUCCUAACAUCGAUGUUCAGUGGGGUUCAGAUGCCCGGUUCAACCGCUCCAACAGCUUUGUACCAGACCCCAAAGAAACGUACGACGCCUUAUCAAAGGGCCAGUUGAGAUAUAUGGAGUGCCUCGAGCCAAGUCAAAGCACAGACAACACUCGCCCACCGAGCCCCAAUGGCGAGCACGCCUCAGGGAAGGGACACAGUCGAAAGUCAUCGGAGAUCCUGAAAAAGGAAGAGGACGUAGAUGCCCCGCCACGAAAGAGGAGGAAGAGCAAGAACACAAAAGAGGACGUUGACGAGGAAGAUGAGGAAAAUGGCACGGCAGCAAAGGCGGCAAGGAAGCGUAAAACCAAGAUCGAGCCGGCUUCCGCCACGCCGCCAGCAGAAAACGGCACAGCUAGCCGAAGACGCAAAUCGGGCACGGGAGCUAAGCCGCCCCGUGAGAAUCUCACGGAAGCCCAGAAGCGAGAGAACCACAUCAAGAGCGAGCAAAAGCGCCGAACUUUGAUCAAGGAAGGCUUUGACGACCUCUGCGAACUCGUGCCAGGCUUGAAGGGAGGAGGCUUCAGCAAGAGUACCAUGCUGACCAUGGCAGCCGAGUGGCUUGAAGAUAUAAUGAAGGGCAACGAUGAGCUCAGGGCUCAAGAGAGCGCUCUCGCGAUCCGGUGA
Colletotrichum spaethianum is the source of this 801-nucleotide messenger RNA. RefSeq lists its product as uncharacterized. Gene Ontology annotation, biological process: regulation of transcription by RNA polymerase II. The coding region runs from base 1 to 801 and encodes 266 amino acids. Gene Ontology annotation, molecular function: RNA polymerase II cis-regulatory region sequence-specific DNA binding; DNA-binding transcription factor activity, RNA polymerase II-specific; protein dimerization activity. Lineage: Eukaryota; Fungi; Ascomycota; Sordariomycetes; Glomerellales; Glomerellaceae. The record is from RefSeq and is a predicted model, not a curated record. The transcript has a single exon.